This is a messenger RNA of Penicillium cosmopolitanum, 528 nucleotides long. Its product is annotated as Beauvericin nonribosomal cyclodepsipeptide synthetase BEA1. Gene Ontology annotation, cellular component: cytoplasm. The transcript has a single exon. Lineage: Eukaryota; Fungi; Ascomycota; Eurotiomycetes; Eurotiales; Aspergillaceae. Gene Ontology annotation, biological process: secondary metabolite biosynthetic process; amino acid activation for nonribosomal peptide biosynthetic process. The record is from RefSeq and is a predicted model, not a curated record. Bases 1 to 528 code for a protein of 175 amino acids. Gene Ontology annotation, molecular function: catalytic activity; phosphopantetheine binding.
AUGGCCACUCGUGUGGUCUCGCGCAUCAAUCGGCGACUCCAUACUACGAUCACAGUAAGGGACGUCUUUGACUCCCCGGGCGUGGCCGACCUGGCCGAGCGGUUGGCGCACGCCCUCGGUACCACCCCCUACGUACCUAUUCCGCGCACACAGCUCAGCGGGCCCGUCGUGCAAUCGUUUGCGCAGGGUCGCCUCUGGUUCCUCGACCGCCUCUUCCCGGACUCGACCUGGUAUCUGAUGCCAUUCGCGACCCGCCUUCGCGGUCCCCUGCAGCUUUCAGCCCUUAACAAGGCGCUGCAGGCACUUGAAGAGCGCCAUGAGCCAUUACGCACCGUGUUCGGCCAGCGCGAGGGAACCGACGUACAGCUUGUCCGACCCUUUGUCGCCCGGCCCCUGCGCACUAUCAACGUUUCCGACGGCAACUGGACUACCCUGAUGCGAGCCUUGCGAGAAGAGCAAACCACAUCGUUUGAUCUGGAGAACGAGCCCGGGUGGCGCGUCGCCGUCUUCAGCCUCAGGGCCAGAUGA